This is a messenger RNA of Glycine soja, 948 nucleotides long. RefSeq lists its product as uncharacterized. The transcript has a single exon. The coding region runs from base 1 to 948 and encodes 315 amino acids. The record is from RefSeq and is a predicted model, not a curated record. NCBI's taxonomy places the organism in Eukaryota, Viridiplantae, Streptophyta, Magnoliopsida, Fabales, Fabaceae.
AUGGCUCUUGAGUUUUUUGCUCCAAAGAUUGUGGAAGGAAAGUCGAUUGCUGAAAUUGAACCUGAAGACAUCAUUGGUGAGCUUAAAUAUUGGGAAUCUGCUUUGAUUAUGUAUGUCAUAGGGAGAGAUCUUAGUAUGAAUUCUGUUAAGCAAUUCAUGGAAAAGAAUUGGAGUUUUGUGAAAUUGCCAGAUCUGUUCUAUAAUGAUGAAGGAUACUUCAUUAUGCGUUUCCAUUCUUCCCAGGACAAGGAUGAAAUUUUAUCGAAGGGUCCUUACACAAUUAUGAACAUGACUAUGCUCCUUAGAGAUUGGUCCCCUGAGUUUAAUCUCAAGAGAGACAUGCUGAGAACAAUCCCUAUCUGGAUUAAGCUUCCUCAAUUACCUUUAUACCUUUGGGGUGCGAAAACCAUGGGGAAAAUUGGUAGUAUACUGGGAAAACCGAUAGUUACAGAUGAAUGCACAGCUCAAAGGCUGAGAAUCUCUUAUGCUAGAAUGUUAGUGGAGAUUGAUAUCACCCAAGAAAUGCCAAAGGAAGUCACUAUUGCUGAUAAUGAAGGGCAUGAGUUAAUUCAAGCUGUGGAGUAUGAAUGGAAACCAAAGUACUGUGGAAAGUGUAAAAAGUUUGGACAUGUGUGUGAAAAACCUAAAGUCAGAAAAGAGAAAGUUUGGGUACCAAAACCUAUUCUGAAAAGUAAUGAGCAAGAGGAAGGGGGGCCUAGCAAUAAGGAGACACAGAUGAUCAACACUACUAAUACUGAGGACCUGGUUUCAGAGUGGACUACAGUACAGAAGGCAGGAAAAAAGACAGUUACUGAUACAGGUACAAUGCAGAAAGCUGGAAAGAAGAUAAUUACUGAUACAGGUACCUCUGAAUUGAAUUGCUCUAAUGGAUUUGGCCUACUAGGAGUUGUGAAUGACUCUCUAGUGGUGCAGGAGAAAGUGCCAUGA